AUGUCUCAACGUACAAGUGUAUCAAAUAUAAGCAGAUCCUCAUCUUUACAAGUUAAGGUUGAUAAUCCACCAACGUACGAAGAAGCUGUUGCGGAAACACUAGAUUCUAGACGUAGAGGAUCGCAAAAUACUAUUUCCUAUUCAGAAAUCGAAGAAGGUAAAAAUCAAAAUUAA
Molecule: messenger RNA, 174 nt
Organism: Scutellospora calospora
Lineage: Eukaryota; Fungi; Glomeromycota; Glomeromycetes; Diversisporales; Gigasporaceae
Source: the annotation of a GenBank genome assembly